Penicillium brevicompactum is the source of this 1236-nucleotide messenger RNA. RefSeq lists its product as uncharacterized. The coding region runs from base 1 to 1236 and encodes 411 amino acids. The record is from RefSeq and is a predicted model, not a curated record. Gene Ontology annotation, molecular function: S-adenosylmethionine-dependent methyltransferase activity. NCBI's taxonomy places the organism in Eukaryota, Fungi, Ascomycota, Eurotiomycetes, Eurotiales, Aspergillaceae. The transcript has 2 exons.
AUGACAUCUGAACAUCAACAUCAACACCCCCACGGGGAGGAAUGGGAGGGUGAUUUUGAUCCCUUUGCUGAUCCCGAGGAGAAGAGAGUGCUAUUUGCCGCUGUGGACUCAUUCAGGCAGUAUCGGCGAAAUGCCCACAUGAAUACAACUCAUCGCCGGCGGCAGGCUUUCUACGCCCUGCCAUCGGCACACUGGCAGAUGCUGUCGGAGCCACCAUUCUCCAUUCUGGACAACUUCAACAGGGUGGAUGAUGCCAUCGACACCAACGCUGAGAUCGCUGAUGCAAUUGUUGAACUCGGGUUGCAAUCGUUCGAUCUCCCUGCCAUUCCAGACAAAGAUGACCCUACUAAAAAUUGGCAUGACAUCGCCACAUCAUCAGACGUGAACAAGGCACAUUCCACGAUCCGUCAGUUCUACCGUGAUUGGAGUCUAGAAGGGCGAGCAGAAAGAGAAGUUUGCUACGACCCCGUCCUGAAGGAUCUCCACGACGAGUUCCAGACCCGCCGCGACAACGGAGAGGAGAUCCGCGUUCUGGUCCCUGGCGCUGGUCUUGGCCGACUAGUCUUCGAGAUCUGCAUGGCUGGCUACGACGCCGAAGGAAACGAGAUCUCAUACCACCAGCUGCUGGCCAGCAACUGGGUUCUCAACCACACGGACGGCCCAUCAAAGCAUACACUCCAUCCCUUCGCGCUGCAUUUCUCCAAUCUUCAAUCCCGCACCCAGCAGCUUCAACCGGUCCAGAUCCCAGAUGUGCACCCAGGACUCGCGAUGCAAGAAGCAGUCGCCGCCGGCCGACGACUCGGCACCAUGUCGAUGUCCGCGGCCGACUUCACGGUGCUCUACGCGCAGCCCGAUCACCAGGAAACCUUCGACGCGGUGACGACGGUAUUCUUCAUCGACACGGCACCGAACCUGAUUCGCUACAUCGAGGCGAUCCGACACAGCCUCAAGCCCAAUGGGCUCUGGAUCAAUGUCGGUCCACUUCUGUGGCACUUUGAUGACGGCCACUCCCGCAAACCGGGCGAUGCAGGACAAGGACACGAGCCUGGUAUCGGGGAGCCUGGAAAUGUGGAGCUGAGUGAGGAAGAGGUGCUGAGCCUCGUGGAGCACAUGGGCUUCCGCUUGGAGAAGCGCGGUGAUCGGCGGGCGUGUGGCUAUAUUCAGGACCCUAAUAGCAUGUUGCAAAACCUUUACCAGCCCUCACACUGGGUGGCGCGAAAAGUUGACAGGGUCUGA